Molecule: messenger RNA, 3381 nt
Organism: Oryctolagus cuniculus (rabbit)
Lineage: Eukaryota; Metazoa; Chordata; Mammalia; Lagomorpha; Leporidae
Gene: AGXT2
Product: alanine--glyoxylate aminotransferase 2
Biological process (GO): glyoxylate catabolic process
Cellular component (GO): mitochondrion
Molecular function (GO): L-alanine:glyoxylate transaminase activity; pyridoxal phosphate binding
Source: RefSeq, a predicted model, not a curated record
CAGGACUCCUCAUCUAGAGGCUUACCCCACCUCCUCAUCUCAGAGUCCAGCCGGUCAGUGAGCAGUGGGAUCCCGCCUCCAACCUGCAUCUGUGGAGCUUUGCUUUCUGCCCAGGAGAGAUGACUCUAUACUGGAGACAUUUGCAAAGAGCCUUGCGCCAGGAGGCCUCCUUUCCCAGGAUCCCCAAGACAUGCCCUGUCUUGAGCCUAGGUGCUUCCUGGACAUCUGUAGCCAAGCUCAGUCUUCAUACAAAACCCAAAAUGCCUCCAUGUGACUUCUCACCUGAAAGGUAUCAGUCCCUUGCCUACAACCAUGUCCUGGAUAUCCACAAGCAACAUCUUUCUCCCGUGAUGACAGCAUAUUUCCAGAAGCCCUUACUGCUCCACCAGGGGCACAUGGAGUGGCUAUUUGAUUCUGAGGGAAAUAGAUACCUCGAUUUCUUUUCUGGGAUUGUCACUGUCAGUGUUGGUCACUGCCAUCCGAAGGUAAAUGCAGUGGCACAAACGCAGCUAAGCCGCCUGUGGCACACAAGUAGUGUCUUCUUCCACCCUCCAAUGCAUGAAUAUGCAGAGAAGCUCUCAGCUCUUCUGCCUGAGCCUCUUAAGGUCAUCUUCAUAGUGAAUAGCGGCUCCGAAGCCAAUGACCUGGCCAUGCUGAUGGCCAGAGCACAUACGAAAAACACAGACCUCAUAUCUUUCAGAGGAGCCUACCAUGGAUGCAGCCCUUAUACAUUGGGCUUGACCAAUGUAGGGAACUACAAGACUAAACUGCCCAUUGCAAUGGGUUGCCAACCAACAAUGUGCCCAGAUAUUUUCCGUGGUCCUUGGGGAGGAAGCCACUGCCGAGACUCGCCAGUGCAGUCGAUUAGGAAAUGCAGCUGUGCACCAGACAGCUGCCAUGCUAAAGACCAGUAUAUUGAACAGUUCAAAGACACUCUGAACACUUCUGUAGCCAAGUCCAUUGCUGGCUUUUUUGCUGAACCAAUUCAAGGUGUGAAUGGAGUUGUCCAGUACCCAAAGGGGUUUCUAAAGGAAGCCUUCCAGCUGGUCCGAAAGCAAGGAGGCGUGUGCAUUGCUGAUGAAGUGCAGACAGGAUUUGGAAGAUUGGGCUCUCACUUCUGGGGCUUCCAAACCCAUGACGUGCUGCCUGACAUUGUCACCAUGGCUAAAGGGAUUGGGAAUGGCUUUCCCAUGGCAGCGGUUGUGACCACUCCAGAGAUUGCCAAGUCUUUGGCUCAAAGCCUGCUUCACUUCAACACCUUUGGAGGGGGGCCCCUGGCCUGCGCCAUUGGAUCUGCCGUGCUUGAGGUGAUUAAAGAAGAAAAGCUACAGGAAAACAGUCAAGAAGUUGGCACCUACAUGUUACUGAAGUUUGCUCAGUUGCGGGAUGAGUUUGACAUUGUUGGUGACGUCCGAGGCAAAGGCCUCAUGAUAGGGAUAGAAAUGGUUCAGGACAAGAUGAGCCGCCAGCCUCUUCCCAUUGAAGAAAUAAAUCAAAUCCAUGAGGACUGCAAAAACAUGGGGCUCCUCGUUGGCAGAGGCGGCAUUUUUUCACAGACCUUUCGCAUUGCACCCCCAAUGUGCGUCACUAAGCCAGAAGCUGAUUUUGCGGUGGAAGUAUUUCAUUGUGCCUUAAGCCAGCACAUGGAGAGAAGAGCUAAAUCACAUCAUUAGAAGUCAAAAAACCACAAGCCUCAAGAACAUCCCGCUUUUCAAAGGUGUAUUUGAGGAAUUUCAGAACCGUGUGUAUUUGGAGAAAAACUGCAGUUCUUCAUAGUAGGUGUAAAAGACGUGGUUGAGUGAUACUAGCCUUGUUGGUAGAGCCCCUAUUAUCUUCAGAAUUCUAUCCUUCAGGGAAAGGAACUCUAUCCCUAGCUCAGAGAAGAAAUCCCAGUUACUCAGGAUCAGGCAGUUCCCCAUUGCAGUAAUGGGUUUUGCAUGAAUAUAUGACGUAGUUUUGGUCAAUGAGUCCUGAAGGGAAGUUUCUCAGUGGAGAUGCCUUCCAGGAAAGCUUUUGUAACCCCUCAACCCUCAGCUUAGGAAGAGACGCCCUCUUCAUGCACUGAAAACACCACACGUCGUGAUGAGGUUGUUGGGAACUAUACCAGCUGUCUUGGAGCUAUGGGGGUAAGACCCAUUUGCUAAAGUUGGAAGGGGGGGAGAAGCUGAAGGCUUAGUGAUGAUGUUCAUGAAGCAUCUACUUAAUCCAUCCUGGAGCCACCCUCCCUCAGGGCUUCAAGACACGUGAGACAAUAAGUUCCCUGUAUUGCAUAAGCUUUUCUCAUGUCUGCUUUCCAUUACUGUAGCCUAAAGCAUCCUGAGAAAUUGUGCAGAAAUUUCCCAGAGAAAUAACUGCCUCCCCUAAUUUCCUUAAAACAUUUAUCAGAGCUUUCUUCCUUCUCCAUUCCCACUGCCGUCAUCCCCAUCCCCUGGUCUAAACCCUCAUUAUCACUAUUGCAAUAACCUCUGAGCCUAGAAUUUUACAAACUUCAGUCAUUUGAAUGCACAUUUAGAUUUUCCUGGAUAUGUUGCCGUGUAUCCCUUGUCUUAGAAUUGUCAAUGUUUUUCUUUAAUUUCACUUUUGAUGAAGGUAUAUUUAAUAUUAAACUUUUCAUAAUCACAUAAAUGAGAAAUCAUUACUACUUGCCUUUGGUGGAAAGAAACCAUCAAAACAGAGUGAACACAAAGCAAGGUAAUCUUGUCCUAGCAAGACACAAGUGUUUGCCAAUGUUCUCAGCCUUAGGUCUAUUCUUUCUUUGUUCAAAAGGGAUUAUACAGUAUUUGAGAGGUGAUAAAAAUACACUGACAAACUGAGACUUUCUCCUAAACACAAACAGAAGAGUGGAGAAGAGAAAGACAAAAAAGCUGUGUCCUGGUUUUAAGCCAAGUCUUAACUGUCUACCCCCACUUCACCCCCGUUGAAGUUGAAAUGUUCUUGCGACAUUCAAAUAAAUACGUCCAGUAUGCUAGAAUUUGGGGGUUGGAGCUCAGAACAAAGGUCGGGACUGAAGACAAAGUUUUGGAAGAGUCAGCAUGGCCAAGAUGGGUGAGAUUUCAGAAGUGGAUAAUGCUGUCGACAGGGAGAGAGCACAACAUGGAAGAAGAGAUGGCUCGGGAUAGAGCCACACACACACAAGGUGUCUGUUUUAUAAUACAUCCUACGUGUCACUGCCAGAUUUAUUUCCACUGGGCUUGGACUUAAACACAGCAUUCCCUAGCACAACACCUUCUGGUCAUCCCCCUGCUGUCACCUGGGUGAGUUCAAAACUUAACGAAGGACCCAAUGCCUUCCAGGAGCCAAUAUCCAAACAGCAAACACGUUAGAAAUGUUCUGUUCUGGCACGGUGAGAAUAUCAUUGGAUUAAAAAAUCAAUGACCUGAA